AUGGCCAAUGUUUCUUUGUGUUUUGGUCCAAACCCGUGUGUUAAACCUUUCAUAUUUGCAUGCAAAUCAACAUCUGCAUCGUAUGACAUAGGCUCAAGCUCAGGCUCGGGCUCGGGCUCAAACUCCAGUAAUACUAACUUUUACAAACUACUUUCAUUGAGUUCAAACAAAGUAGGAACCCAAGAGAUCAAAAGAGCUUAUAGAACACUUGCUCUCAAGUACCAUCCUGAUGUUUCACAUGAUCAAGACACCACCAAAAUGUUCAUUUUGUUGCAAACUGCUUACAAGACACUUGUUGAUCCAGUGUCACGUGAAGAGUACGAUUGUGCACUUGGGCGUGGAGAGCUUGGGCAUGUUUGCGUUGGUCGUAUGUCUAGUGAUCGUGGUGGAGAGCGUCAGAGGUGGGAGGGUCAGAUCGAUGAGCUCAAGAAACGCUCUAGUUUUCGUUCUGAGCGUAAAGAGGGAUCAUGGGGAAAUAGGCAGGGUUAUGAAAAUCCACGAGAAGCGACUGGGCGUAUUGUAGGCGCCAAUUGCCAUUUAACUAAUAAACCAGUGGAUAUUGAGGUUCCGCAAGUGGUACUUCCCGAUACUGUAUUUGAAGCAGUUGUUCGAAUUCCUUAUGAUACGCAACUGAAACAAGUUCUUGCUAAUGGUAAAAAGGGAGGUUUGAAUGUGGGGGUUGUUCUUAUUUUACCAGAGGGUUUUGAAUUAGCCCCUCCCGAUCGUAUUUCCCUCGAGAUAAAAGAAAAGAUGGGUAAUUUGUCUUUUCAGAGCGAUCGCCCCAUGUUUUUCAAGUGCAAGAGAUGA
This is a messenger RNA of Helianthus annuus (common sunflower), 807 nucleotides long. RefSeq names its product chaperone protein DnaJ. The transcript is spliced from 2 exons. Bases 1 to 807 code for a protein of 268 amino acids. NCBI's taxonomy places the organism in Eukaryota, Viridiplantae, Streptophyta, Magnoliopsida, Asterales, Asteraceae. The record is from RefSeq and is a predicted model, not a curated record. Gene Ontology annotation, molecular function: heme binding; iron ion binding; electron transfer activity. Gene Ontology annotation, biological process: photosynthesis. Gene Ontology annotation, cellular component: chloroplast; thylakoid membrane.